CAAACCAUAUUCUUUCAUCCAUACAAACCACUACGCCUGCCAUAAUGAUAGGUUGGGAGGAGGUGUAUAAGGUGGUGGUGGCGAUGGCGCCGCUGUACGUGGCGUUGGCGCUGGGCUACUUCUCCGUCCGGCGGUGGCACAUGUUCAAACCCGACCAAUGCGACGCCAUCAACCGCUUCAACUGCUUCUUCGUCAUCCCUUUCUUCAACUUCCAGUUCAUGGCCCACAUAAACCCUUACCACCUCAACUACCCCUUCCUCUCCGCCGACGCCGUCGCUAAAACCCUCGUCAUCGCCGCCCUCGCCGCCUGGGCUAAUUUUACCAAGAAAGGCAGCCUUUCCUGCUCCGUCACCGCCUUCUCUCUCUCCACCUUAACCAACACCCUCAUUGUCGGCGUGCCGCUGCUCCGGGCCAUGUACGGCGACCUGGGCGCCGACCUCGUCGUCCAGGCGGCGGUGAUUCAGAACCUCGUUUGGUUCACUUUUCUCCUCUUCGCGUUGCAGUUCUGGUUCACCCGGACCCACCCGACGACGUCGUCCCGGGUCGCCGGCGCCGGCGCCGCCCGAGAUUCGCAUGGCUCUUCCGUUCAGAUGGCCGGCGACGUCGAAGCUAAUAAUAAUAACGAAACUAACACUUAUAGUGACGAUUCUGCCGUGACGGAAUCCACGUCAGUUUUGUCACUAAUGAUGCCCGUUCUCUCUAAUCUUGCUCAGAAUCCUAAUUCCUAUGCAUGCUUUCUUGGCCUCUUCUGGGCUCUUUUGGCCAGCAGGUGGGAUUUGCAGCUGCCAAGUAUAAUAGAAGGGUCUAUUGUGAUCAUGUCAAAGGCUGGGAGUGGAGUUGCCAUGUUUAGCAUGGGACUUUUUAUUGCACUACAAGAGAACAUAGUUGAGUGUGGUGCAAGUGUGACGGCAUUAGCGAUGGUUUUAAGGUUCAUUGUCGGACCAGCAACCACGCUAAUUGGAUGUCUCGUUUUAGGUUUGCGUGGUGAUGUCCUAAGGAUUUCUCUCAUCCAGGCCGCACUGCCUCAAUCUCUUGCAUCCUUCGUUUACGCCAAAGAAUAUGGACUCCAUGCAGACAUUCUCAGCACCGCGGUUACCAUUGGCACCUUGGUUUCUGUUCCGUUGCUGAUUACGUACUACGUAAUAUUGGGGUUCCUACACUCAUAAUUUACUAUUUGUGAUGAUGCCUUGACAACUUUGUAAUUCUAUUAACUUUUAAUAUUAGCAUUCCUCACUUAUGCUUUUUUUUUUUUUUUUUUUUUUGGAUCAAAGGGAACGGUAACUCGGGCAUUACCACUGUCA
This is a messenger RNA of Ipomoea nil (Japanese morning glory), 1301 nucleotides long. Its product is annotated as auxin efflux carrier component 5-like. Lineage: Eukaryota; Viridiplantae; Streptophyta; Magnoliopsida; Solanales; Convolvulaceae. Gene Ontology annotation, biological process: auxin polar transport; auxin export across the plasma membrane. Gene Ontology annotation, cellular component: plasma membrane; endoplasmic reticulum. The record is from RefSeq and is a predicted model, not a curated record. Bases 45 to 1166 code for a protein of 373 amino acids. Gene Ontology annotation, molecular function: auxin efflux transmembrane transporter activity. The transcript is spliced from 6 exons.